AGUUGCGAUUGGUAGAGCUAUCUACAAUCGUAACUACUCGGCAAUUUCCGCUAUUAGAUUCACUAGCUGAUCGUAAAUAAACGGAGACAGCCGAGUAGUUCUUGUAUGUUAGUGGAAAACCCGUUAAUUCAUUUGUCCAUCAUCCUGAAAACCAUUGGUAUCAUUGUUAUGACAUUAUUGAUAUGCAAUUUGGAGUAGCAAUGAAAAGUCUUUAGAAGUAAACAGGGUGUUCAAAUACAAAAAGGAAUAUGGCUGAAAAAAAUCCACAGAGUCAAACAGAUGAUCAAAAAUCUGGUAAAAAAACCACAGAAAUACCUUGGUGCUCUCCAAAUCUGCUAGUAGCAGCCAUUGACUUUGGAACCACAUACUCAGGUUAUGCAUUUUCAUCACGAGCUGAUUUUGAUGAUGAUCCACUAAGAAUUACAGCUCACAAAUGGAGCUCAGGUUUAAUAUCGGAAAAAAAUCCAACAAGCAUUUUGUUCGAUAAUAAUCAGAAACUUGUUGCAUUUGGAUAUGAGGCAGAAAAGCAGUUUACAGAGUUAUCAAAUGACAACAGACAUGAGGAUUUCUACUAUUUCCAAAGAUUCAAAAUGCAACUUUAUCAUCAUAAUAAAGAUGCCAAAAAUAAGCAACUACCCAUAAACAGCAAGUCAAUGCUAAGUGACAUUAGUGGAAAAAAAAUGCUUGCCAUGGAUGUGUUCUCUGCAGCUAUAAAAUACAUGAAGGAGCAUCUUCUGCAUAAACUAAGUGAAACAGGAGAUACAGAAACAAAGAAAGAGGAAAUUCGUUGGGUACUGACAGUUCCUGCAAUUUGGAAUGACACUGCAAAGUCUUUCAUGAGAGAAUCUGCCAUAAAGGCAGGUAUAAGAGGUGAUUGUUUGACCAUAGCAUUAGAACCAGAAGCAGCAUCGAUGUACUGCAAACGAUUGCCAAUUGAGAUGUUAAAUGACAAUUUAAGAGUUCAGAAUGAAGGAUUUCAAUUCUUCAGUCAGGGCAAUCAGUACCUCGUCUUGGAUGCAGGAGGUGGAACAGUGGAUAUUACAGUUCAUGAAGUUUUGAGUGGUGACCGUAUUAAAGAGUUACACAAAGCCAGCGGAGGAGCCUGGGGAGGGACAUAUGUGGAUGAAAAUUUCUUUGAUAUUAUAAAAGAAGCUGUAGGAAAAGAAAAAUUUGAAUCAUUCAAAAAAGAGGACCUUGCCGGCUACAAUGACUUACGUAAAGAUUUAGAAGUAAAGAAACGAGAAAUUAACACUGAAAGCACCAAAAUUUCUUUUACAAUUCCUAAUCAGUUGGCUCAAGUGAUACCAAAGGAUUACAACCCUGAGAUAUUGGAAUGUAAAAAAGGAAAAUUGGAGUUAAAGGUGCCGGGCAUAAAGAAAUGGUUUUCUGAAAUAUGUGAUUCUAUUGUAAGCCAUGUGGAAGAGUUACUUGAAGAACAGAAAAAAAAGCAACGCAAUAUUGAAAGUAUCUUAAUGGUUGGGGGUUUUUCUGAAUCCUCCUUUCUGCAAGAAACAGUAAAAACAGCUUUUCCUAAUAAACAUAUUAUUGUUCCAAAUCAAGCUGGUUUGGCUGUUUUGAAAGGUGCAGUUUUGUUUGGACAUAAUCCUCAGAUAGUUGAUUCCAGGGUUGCCAAAGUAACUUAUGGUGUAAAUACACUAUCAAAAAUUCAAGAUGAAAGAGACGUUCCAGACAAAAGUCGUAUAAGAACUAUCAAUGGAGUAAAGUAUGAGAAAAAUGUUUUCAGCAAACAUGUCACAAAGGGUGAUGACUUGGUUAUAGGUCAGGCUCAAGAGGAAAAAACCUACUUCCCUAUAUACCCAGAUCAGAAAUCAGUUCAGUUCAGUGUAUUUUCUUCCCAAGAGGAAAACCCCAAGUAUGUAGAUGGCUGCAAGAGGUUGGGAAGUUUUGAUGUAAAAAUUCCAUACACCACAGAUGGCACUGAUCGAAAGGUAGUUGUUCGAUUUAUAUUUGGAGGAACAGAAAUCAAAUUUGAAUGUGAAGAUGCGAAUGGGGAAAUCACACCUUACACGUUUGAUUGGUCUGAAAAUGCAGAAGAAGAAUGUUUUGGCAUGGCAGUUGAAAGGGGUGAAAGUUGAUGAGAAAGCUAUUUUACUUUUAUUUUAAUAGUAAUCGAAACAAUUCACCAUGUUUCUGUCUAUGUCAACAAAAUCAUUUGUAUUUACAUGUACUACAUAAAAUUGAAGGGAAAGAGAAUAGAGAGAAAUUUAUCAGUUUCCCAUUUAACACACAGUUAAAAUUCUCAUCACAUCAAAAAAUUAGCUCACUUGGACCAUCACUCAGAAAAGCUUUAACACUAAUCUGAUGUAUGAUCAUGAUUGUAAUGAUUUUUGCUAUAAUAGUGGAUGCAUUUUAUUAUAGUUUACUUGGAAGGUGUACAAUUUAUAUAAUUUAGUUUCAUUAUAUUUUUGUUUAUAUUUUUAAACCUCGCGCAACAAAGUUGCGAGGGUUAUACAAUGUACCGGUAAGUGUUUUGAAUGGUUAGUCAGUCAGUCAAUCAAUCCAUCAGUCAAUCAGUUCGUCAGUCAUGUUUUUUCGUAAGCGCAACUCCUCUUGAAAUGCUGCUCGGAAUUUCAUGAUACUUCAUAGGCAUUUAGGACUAAAUGUGUAUUGGGUACGAUCGAGCAAAUUUCGACAGAGUUAUGGCCCUUAGACUAAGAAAAAUUUAAGUUAUUUGCAGUUUCCGCUCAUUUUCUUCGCAUAGGAUAAACAUAUUGAAAUGAAAUUUGGUAUACAGGUUUAUCUUUAUAAUAUCUAGGUCAAGUUCGAUAUUGGGUUCGAUCGAGCAAUUUUCGACAGAAUUAUGGCCCUUGGAGUUAGAAAAAUUCGAGUUAUUUGCAGUUUCCGCUCAUUUUCUUAGCAUAGGAUAAACAUAUUGAAAUGAAAUUAGGUAUACAUUUUUAUCAUGAUAAUAUCUAGGUCAAGAUUGAUAUUGGGUACGAUCGAGCAAUUUUCGACAGAGUUAUAGCCCUUGGACUUAAAAAAAUUUGAGUUAUUUGCAGUUUCCGCUCAUUUUCUUCGCAGAGGGUGCACAUAUUGAUAUGUAGUAAAUUUGGUAUGCAGGUUUAUCUAAAUAAUAUCUUGGUCAAGUUUGAUUUUGGGUAUGAUAGAGCAAUUUUCAACAGGGUUAUGCCCCUUGGACUUAGAAAAAUUCCAAAUAUUUGCAGUUUACGUUCAUUUUCUUUGUGGAUGUUUCCAAGGGAGGGGGGCAUACAUGUAAGUGUUUCACAAACAUCUCUUGUUCUGGAAAUUUCGGCCCUUUUGAAUUUGGAAUUUUGGCCCUAUGUUGAAUAUAGUAAUAAAUAGUUCGUAAGCACAACUUCUCUUUAACUGCUGCGUGGAAUUUAGUGGAACUUUGUAGGCAUUUACGACACAACAUGUAGAAGUGCAUAUUAACAGGAAAUUUAGAUUCUGUUAUUUAUCUGGAGAUUUGGCCCUUUUGAAAUUAGAAUGCUUUUAGUUGUUAAAGACAAAGGAAUAGAUGUGCAUUUUUGCGAGUUAUACCCUUAUCAAAUUAUUUUGUGUAUUCAAUGCAAACUUUGCUAUUCAUAAUGAUUGUGUAUCAUUGUCAAGUAAUUGGGGAGCGUUGGGUAUAUGUGCUUGCCCACUUUUUCUUUCAUUUUACUUGAAAAAUAUAAUAAAUUGUCAAUAAAGCAACAAAAUUCAAAAUUUUGUUGCUUUAUUGACAAUUUAUUAUAUUGGUGUUAUUACAUAUGUUAGCUACGGUAUCAAUGUACACAAAACCCAGCCAUCUGUAUUCUCUAUGACUCUGUUUCUUCAGUAGUUUUGUACUCUAUUAUACAGGUACAGGGACCGGUCUCUAAAGCUUGAUAAAACAACACUGUGCCUUAAAGUACUAUGCUUUUUUCAUUUUUUUAAUACAUUUCCUAUAUCUUACUAUGUUGUUGACUAUACUAUAUUGUUAUGGUUUCAUUGUCAUUGAUAUAUUGAACAACGUAAUAGUUUUUCAUUUGUUUGCAUAAGAAUGUCACACUGUAAAUAUUUGUUCAUGCAAGAUCCGAUCCACUUAUAAUGGUUUCUGAGUUUUGAGUGUUUCUCCUAUAAUAAUUUUAAUUCAUUUACCAAGAAAGAAUAAUUAUGUCUUGCAAAGUACAAAUCGUGAAUAAUAUCAAAUGAAAUCAUUUUUCACUUUGAUAUUGUACCUUUAAAGAGUUUGAUUGCAUUUUAUUGUCCCAUUGCCAUUGGCUUACAAUGCACGCAUUCCUUUGUAUGUGUUUAAAAUAAUGAAGACGACGUUUUGUUUUUGUUUUACAUUUUAUGUAUAUUUAGAAUCACACUUUUAAUCCAUAUUAUGUUCAUUGAAUUAAUCUUUUUAAAAUAUCACAAUAAAUAUGAUGAAAACCGGUA
Magallana angulata is the source of this 4386-nucleotide messenger RNA. RefSeq names its product heat shock 70 kDa protein 12A-like. Gene Ontology annotation, molecular function: ATP binding; ATP-dependent protein folding chaperone. The record is from RefSeq and is a predicted model, not a curated record. Bases 249 to 2096 code for a protein of 615 amino acids. NCBI's taxonomy places the organism in Eukaryota, Metazoa, Mollusca, Bivalvia, Ostreida, Ostreidae. The transcript is spliced from 5 exons.